GGGUUAAAGUGAACUGAGCCAGAUUCCUAGAGGGGACAGGAAAUGGGGGGCGGGGUCCUCCGAAGUCUCCCUUCCUGUAGCGGCGGGAGGAGAGAGGGAGCGCUUUUUGUCUCCGCCAAGGACUACGUCGGCGGCCCCUUCUGGGAUCUGGAUUUUUAGCGCCUCUAAUUAAGACAGACAGAAAUUGGCAGAAGACGGAGUUCCUUCGGAGCUCUUGGAGGCAUCCUGGGAGCAAGAUGGAGAAGGAAGACUCCACUGGCCCUGAAGUAGGAAGAGGCUCCCAUGCCAUCAAGACUGGGAGCAGUGGAGGAUUCUGGGAAAGAACCAUGCAGCAGGUCCUGGGAGAGGAGGACACCCACAGUUCAGAUGUGCCACACCAGCAGUUCAGGCAUUUCUGCUACCAGGAGGCCAAGGGCCCCCGAGAGGUUUGCAGCCGACUCCACCAUCUCUGCCGUCAGUGGCUGAACCCAGAAAGGCACACGAAAGCUCAGAUGCUGGACCUGGUGAUCCUGGAGCAGUUCCUGGCUGUCCUUCCACGGGAGAUGGAGAGCUGGGUGAGAGAAUGUGGAGCGGAGACCAGUUCCCAGGCGGUGGCCCUGGCCGAAGGUUUCCUCCUGAGCUGGGCAGAAGACGAGAAGCAGGCAGAGCAGCAGGGAAAGGAUCCGUUGGCAGAAAUGGGCACUGAUCUCCCCAAGGCAGAGGAGACUCCAUCAGAUCCCAGAGAGAGGCCACUGGGUGAUGAAAUGAGGCCAAGACCUCCUCAGCCAUCUCUCCUUUGUGGCGGAGGGAAAGUAGCUGCUGUGACACUGGAACAGGGACCCUUGUCCUUUGAGGACGUGGCUGUGUAUUUCACGGAGGAGGAGUGGGCGCGGCUGGAUCCUGACCAGAGGACUCUGCAUAACGAAGUCAUGGCGGAGAACUGUGGGAUCAUGGCCUCUCUUGAAGGCGAUAAACUGGAAACCAAGAAUGAGGGAGACUGUGACAGAAGUGACUCAGUAGAGAAACCAUGUAAAUAUUUGGAGUGUGGAAAUGGACUCAGUCAGAACCCCCAUCUCACUUCCCAUCAAAGAAUUCACAGCAUAAAGAAACAAUUUCAAUGCUUGGAAUGUGGAAAGAGCUUCACUCAGAGGUCCAGUCUCACUUCCCAUGAAAGAAUUCACAGAGGGGAUAAACCAUAUCACUGUUCACAAUGUGGAAAAUGCUUCAGUCAGAGAUCCAAUCUCACUUCCCAUCAAAGAAUUCACAGCAUAAAGAAACCAUAUCAGUGCUUGGAAUGUGGAAAGAGCUUCUGCCGGAAGAAAAGUUUCACUUCACAUCAAAGAAUUCACAGUGGGGAGAAAACUUAUCAAUGCUUAGAAUGUGGAAAGAGUUUUAAUACAAGGGCAAACUUCCACAGGCAUCAAAGUAUUCACCGUGGGGAGAAACCAUAUCAGUGCCAGGAGUGUGGGAAGUGCUUCCGUCUGAAUGAAGGUAUCGCUUCCCAUCAAAGAAUUCACCGUGGGGAGAAACCACAUCAGUGCCAGGAGUGUGGGAAGUGCUUCCGUCUGAAUGAAGGUAUCGCUUCCCAUCAAAGAAUUCACCGUGGGGAGAAACCACAUCAGUGCCAGGAGUGUGGGAAGUGCUUCAGUCGGAAUGAAAGUCUCACUUCCCAUCAAAGAAUUCACAGCAUAAAGAAACCAUAUCAGUGCUUGGAAUGUGGAAAGAGUUUUAAUACAAGGGCAAACUUCCACAGGCAUCAAAGUAUUCACCGUGGGGAGAAACCAUAUCAGUGCCAGGAGUGUGGGAAGUGCUUCCGUCUGAAUGAAGGUCUCGCUUCCCAUCAAAGAAUUCACCGUGGGGAGAAACCACAUCAGUGCCAGGAGUGUGGGAAGUGCUUCCGUCUGAAUGAAGGUCUCGCUUCCCAUCAAAGAAUCCAUACAGGGGAGAAACCAUAUCAAUGCUUGGAAUGUGGAAAGAGCUUUUGCCGGAAGAAAAGUUUCACUUCACAUCAAAGAAUUCAUACAGGGGAGAAACCAUAUCAGUGCUUGGAAUGUGGAAAGAGCUUCUGCCAGAAGGAAACUUUCACUUCACAUCAAAGAAUCCAUACAGGGGAGAAACCAUAUCAAUGCUUGGAAUGUGGAAAGAGCUUCUGCCGGAAGGAAACUUUCACUUCACAUCAAAGAAUUCAUACAGGGGAGAAACCAUAUCAAUGCUUGGAAUGUGGAAAGAGCUUCUGCCAGAAGGAAACUUUCACUUCACAUCAAAGAAUUCAUACAGGGGAGAAACCAUAUCAAUGCGUGGAAUGUGGAAAGAGCUUCUGCUGGAAGAAAAGUUUCACUUCACAUCAAAGAAUUCACAGUGGGGAGAAACCAUAUCAAUGCUUGGAAUGCGGAAAGAGCUUUAGCGGGAAGGCAAAUCUGACUUCACAUCAAAGAAUUCAUACAGGGGAGAAACCAUAUCAGUGCUUGGAAUGCGGAAAGAGCUUCUGCCAGAAGAAAAGUUUCACUUUACAUCAAAGAAUUCAUACAGGGGAGAAACCAUAUCAAUGCUUGGAAUGUGGAAAGAGCUUCUGCCGGAAGGAAACUUUCACUUCACAUCAAAGAAUUCACAGUGGGGAGAAACCAUAUCAAUGCUUGGAAUGCGGAAAGAGCUUCAGUGGGAAGGCAAAUCUGACUUCACAUCAAAGAAUUCAUACAGGGGAGAAACCAUAUCAAUGCUUGGAAUGUGGAAAGAAUUUUAAUACAAGCGCAAAUUUCUGUCGUCAUCAAAGAAUUCACGGGGAGAAACCAUAUCAAUGUUCGGAAUGUGGAAAGAGCUUCCAUCAGAGCUCCAAUCUCACUUCCCAUCAAAGAAUUCAUACAGGGGAAAAACCAUAUCAGUGCUUUGAAUGUGGAAAAUGCUUCAGUCAAAGCCACCAUCUCACUUCCCAUCAAAGAGCUCACAGCGGGGAGAAACCAUAUCAAUGCUGGGAAUGUGGAAAGAGGUUCACUCGGAGCUCCAAUCUUACUUCCCAUCAAAGAAUUCACAGUGGGGAGGAACCAUAUCAGUGCUUGGAAUGUGGAAACAGCUUUAAUUCCAAGAGAGGUCUCAGUUCCCAUCAAAGAAUUCACAGUGAGAAGAAAUCAUAUCAAUGUUUGGAAUGUGGAAAAAGCUUCAGCUGGAAAGAAAGUCUUACUUCACAUCAAAGAAUUCAUACAGGGGAGAAACCAUAUCAAUGCUUGGAAUGUGGAAAGAGUUUUAAUACAAGCACAAAUUUCCGUCGUCAUCAAAGAAUUCACAGUGGGGAGAAACCAUAUCAAUGUUUGGAAUGUGGAAAGAGCUUUAAUACAAGCACAAACUUCCACAGUCAUCAAAGUAUUCACCGUGGGGAGAAACCAUAUCAGUGCCAGGAGUGUGGGAAGUGCUUCAGUCGGAAUGAAAGUCUCACUUCCCAUCAAAGAACUCACAGUGGGGAGAAGCCAUAUCAAUGUUCGGAAUGUGGAAAGAGCUUCAGUCAGAGCUCCAAUCUCACUUCCCAUCAAAGAACUCACAGCAGGGAGAAACCAUAUGAAUGGUUGUUUAAGAUGGAAUUCAAUUUUAGGGGACUUUAAUUAAAAUGCAUGAGAGAAUUCCAGCAAUGGUCUUGUAAUUUGGCAACUGUGCAGCGAAGCUGACCUUGUUCCUCAAAGCUGUGGAGCACACACUCGACACUCUUGAUGACCAAAAUUUCCUUCCGCAGAUCUCCACAAUACAAGUCACUGCUCAGUGAAUAGUUUCUUCAGAUCCACUUCUGGGGAGGGGAUAGAGAGUGGUCUGGCAACAUAAGUUGACAAGCAACUCACGCACUUCAAUGCAAACAGCCUCCACAUCUCAGGUAUCAGUCAUGAACUUGUGGUGCUCCUGACUGUGAUUGUCAUCCCCAUCUUGUCUAGGCAUCAGCUUAAAUCUGUUCCUGGUAUGCUAAAUCCACACAAGAUAUCUGCCAGAAAAGACACAAGUUUCAGGUUUUUGUCUGCGAUAAUGAAAUUGGCUGCAAGAUUUCUGAAAAUGUUUAAUAAAACUAUUAAUGUUUUUUCUUCAAUUUAGCCUUUCAAAAUUGGGCGUACACAUUAUAUUCGGGCAGAUAUUGUUAUUAUCGUAAUGAUGAUAUUGUGUGUUGUAUUGGUAUUUUAAUUUUGAACAUUAGUCAGAGAGUAAUAUUGUAGUGAUCCAGAAAUGUUAUAAUAAAAACAAAGAAAUCCUCAAG
Molecule: messenger RNA, 4204 nt
Organism: Rhineura floridana
Lineage: Eukaryota; Metazoa; Chordata; Lepidosauria; Squamata; Rhineuridae
Product: zinc finger protein 420-like
Exons: 7
Coding region: 237-3569 (1110 amino acids)
Biological process (GO): regulation of transcription by RNA polymerase II
Molecular function (GO): RNA polymerase II cis-regulatory region sequence-specific DNA binding; DNA-binding transcription factor activity, RNA polymerase II-specific
Source: RefSeq, a predicted model, not a curated record